Messenger RNA from Volvox carteri f. nagariensis, 3609 nucleotides. RefSeq lists its product as uncharacterized. Lineage: Eukaryota; Viridiplantae; Chlorophyta; Chlorophyceae; Chlamydomonadales; Volvocaceae. Bases 1 to 3609 code for a protein of 1202 amino acids. The record is from RefSeq and is a predicted model, not a curated record. The transcript has 11 exons.
AUGACGAAGCAGCGGCAUGCUCCUUCGGAGCUCCCCGCUUCCACCAAAUUCGGGGAUGAGGUGGUCUCCAAGGUGCUGCUGCUGGCUCGCUGGCGCUGCAAAGCCCGCAAGCACCUGGAUGACCGGGGGUUCUCCAUGGCAGCCCGGAGGCCCUGGCUCGCGCGGUUUCAGGAGGUUUCGGAGCGAAGCGGCUGCGUGCUGGGUGCGGCUAUGGAGCACGACGGCAUCAAGCCCCAUGUUGAGAUGAUACUCAAGGUCACCCACGCGGAACAAGACAGGCGACUGGACUUGGCUGCUGAGCAGCAUGCUAAGGAGCUCACCUCCAUGGACGUCAUCCAGCAAAGAGUGAAGAGGGCCAUGAGGGGCGUGCGGAUGUGGACGCUGAACGGCAAUGGCUGCAAGGUGGCGUCGGACGAGGAGGACGUCAGUGUCCGCGGAGGCCGCCGCCUGUCCAGUGUCCCGGGGGAGAGCCGGGACUGCGGUGUGCCUGGCGGCGGCGGUGCGGCGGUCAGGUGGGGGGCCGUGAAUGUGCAGGGCGGCGGGGUGGGGGNGCCGCUGGAAGCGGUGGGAGCCGCCGCCGCCGCCGCCACCGCUGGCGGCCCGAAGGCUGAAUUGUGGUCAUCGCCGCCGGCGGUCAUGACGGGGCCGUCAGAAGCGGCGGCGAAGGAUCAUGCACGGGGCGCUCCCGUUGCGGCGAUGGCGGAUGGCGGAGCGUUGCCGCCGCCGCAUCAGGCGCCGCCGCCGCCACCGCCACCACAGCGGCAGAGCGCUCACGGAGCGGAUUUUGGCCGCUCCCCCCUGGUUGUUGUACGAGAGGAGGAUGACGUACCCAGGCCGUUGCUAUCCCGAUCUUCGCCGCUGCCGCUGGCGCCGUCGCCGCCACCGCCGCCUCCGCCGCUGCCUCGUCAGUCCGCACCCACUGGCCAGUCUGAUAACAUUUGCCUUUUUCCGCCUUUCUGUCAGUUCUACGUCUGGCCCGACUGCAGCGACCUCCUAGCUGCCGGUCUGGAUGUAUGUCUGGGCUCGGCGGCGGCGGGAGGGGCUUCCGCACCGCCCUGGAGCCAUCCGCUAGCUGCGGCCAACACUACAGCCGCCGCCAACACCACCUCCGGCGAGUCCAGCAGCAGCAUCAGCGGCAGCGGCGGCGGCGGGCCUAAUCGGGCGACCCACGGGUCGUCACUGCUGGCGGCGCCACAGGAGGUUUCGGGGCCGCCAUCAGCGCCUUGUACGGCGGUGGCGGCGGCGGCAGCUGUACCACUGGAGGCUCAGUCCCGCAGAGCCACCGCCCACUUGCCUCCCGGAUCACAACCCCGGAUAGACCCCACCCGGUACCGCACGGUACGGCGGUCACAUGAUCUAAUGUAUUACAAUUACAUGAUCUGGCGGCCGAUACACCCAUACCCUAUGUCAUACGGGCGGAAGGUGACAGAACGAAGCCUAACCAUGACCAGACGCGGCCGGCGAGUGGAGGUGCCGGAUCCCACAUCGCCGCCGCCGCCGCCGUCGGAGCUAGGUGCCAGGCUGUUGGGAGCGGCAUCUUUGACGGCGGCGGCGGCGGCGACCUCCCCAAAUAAUAAGGGAUCCGCCAAAUUGCUGGGUAAAGCGGCCGCUGGCGGCGGUGCCGCCGCCGCCGCCGCUGCGGCCGGGCACGGCGGUGGUGGCGGCGGCGGUGGUGGUGGUCGUGGAGCUCUCAGCGUGCGGAUCAGCGCGGUUGAGAGCCUCGGUCGCAGCGGUGGCGGCGGCGGCGGCGGCCCUUCGCAUACCGGCCUGCCCAGUGGGGAAUGCGAGGGUGUCACCUUGCGGCCGUCACCGAGCUUGGCCAUGGUGGAUGCGGCGCUGUUCUGGAACUCGGAACUGGCUGCUGCUGCUGCUGCUGCCGCUGGUGGCGGGAGCAGCGGCGCCACGACCCCGUUCCACAGGGCCGGCACUCUGACCAGAAUACAUCUGUUACGUCCGCCGCCGCCGCAGCUGCUGCAUCCGGCCCCCGCCGCGUCACCCGACCUCGUGGUGCUAUCCGCGAAGUCGCUUAAACAGGACGGUGGCGCCGCCGCCGCCGGCACUAUGCGCCAGGCACGCAGCGAGAGCAGUGUCAGUGGCGGCGUUGGCAUGGAUGGUGAGGGUGGUAGGGUCCCGGGCGACGUCGACGGCGGCGGGAACGGCGAAGACCUGGUAUCCACAUCUCCGGUGUCGCAAGUGGCCCCCGAGCUGCUAGCCUCCGGCUCCUUUCGCAGCCCGGCGGACGGCAGGCAGACCACCUGGCCUGGUGCCGUACCGCCCUCCGGCUCUGAGAACCCCGUUAAGGGUAGCGGCCACCCCGCGGCAGCGCACCUGCCGCAUCUGGAGACGCCGCUGUCGCCGUCGCUCGCCAGGGCGACCGCCGCCGCCGCCGCUGCCGCCGCCGCCGCAGCUUAUGGCAAUGUCCAGCAGCUUCAGCCUCCGUCGCAUCGGUUGUUACAGCCGCUGCAGGGCACGGCGUCGGCGGCGUCAGCCGCUACCGUUGCCGCCGCGGCGGGGCUCCCUGCCGUACCUGCCAGCCCGGUAACUUUCGCCUCUCCCACAGCAGCGGCGGCGACGGCGACUGUGGCGGCGGCAGCGGCAGCCCGCGGCGGCGGCGUCAGCUUUGGCGGGCUCACUGCUACUGCCGCCGCCGCCGCGACGCCGCUACGCUUCGGCGGCCUGGCGUCGCCGUCGCGUGUGGUCAUGACGGUUCCGGACAGCCCGUUUCGCCCCCUUGAGCGACCUCCCCGGGGGGCAGGGGCAGGGGGAGGGGGAGGGGGAGGGGGGGCGCUUCGGCGGCAGAUCAGCAGCGUCAGUGAAGCGGAGGGCUGGGGGGGGAUGGCCAGCAGUCCGGCGGCGGGGUCUCCGCUCGCAUCGCGUUCAUAUCGGCAUGCGGAGACCGAAGACGCGUCUCUGGGCGCCUUCCCGGCGGUACGGCGCUCGGUAGCCGCCACCGGCAGCCGCAGUGCCAAGUCCCUAAGUUCCUUGCCGCUAGCCACCGCCCUGCAACCACCUCCACAACCUCCCGCACAUGGGGCGCUAGCCCAACACCAGCUGCUGCGUCCUGGCGGCGGCGGCGGUGGUGGCGGCGGCGGCGGCAGCGGCUCCUGCUCGUUGGUUCGGCCGCCGCCGCACCUGGCCAGCACCUCUGCGAAGGCCCUGGGCGCGGCAUCGUCGUCGUUGUCGUCGUUGUCGGGUUCAUUGGCGACGGGCGAGAGCUACGGCGGCGGCGCAGGGCUUCCUCCCCCCCCUUCUUCACUGGCGGAGCCCUGUCUGCCCCCGGGCCGCGGUGGCCAGGACGACGAGGUUCCCCCGCCGAGCGGGGAGGCAGGGGGGCCGCUGCGGGACUCCGACCGCUCCGUCGUCAACUCGUCCGGUCGGGCCGGGUCAGGUCCGUUGCCUAGGACAGUGCUCCUUCCUGAGCUCAAGAGUACGGGCACGGCGGCGGCGGCCGGCGACGCGGCGGCGGCGUCGCUGUCGAGACGGAGUCAGGAACCGACGGCGGGUGGCGGCAUCGGCAGUGGCGGCAUCAGCAGGCUUCUACCUGAUAUCCCCGGUAGCUUAGCUGCGGCGCCGCAGGCAGUUGCUGUCGGCGCUUUGCGGGGGCAUUGA